GUAUGUGCAUGAUGUGUUCCAUGGAUCGACCUAGAAAGCUAGGUUAAACCAUGAACAGUCAUUGGUGAUACUUUUCAAAGCUAUGUCACAUGGUCAAACUAGAUUCCAUCUCCUCUCUUUCAUCGGUUUGGAUCACAGAGCGAUUCUCAGAAACCCAAAGGUCGAUAUCAGUUUCAUUUGAUACCACUGCGUUUUACCGGGGCCCUGUGUAAGCUGACAGGAUAUGGGGGGGGGGGGGACAAAUGUAAAUAAUUGAAAAUUGAUUGUCAAAUUUCUUUCAUGGUUGACCAAAGAAUUAUGCUCAAUUGUACAAUUGGGGGUUUAUUACAGGCCCUGUGUUUCUAUCUACUGUAGAGAAUCACUUCUUUAUUUCUCUUGAUUGUGAUAGAAUAGUAGGAAGUGAAAUAGUUAUUUUUGUUAUUUUCUUAUGUUUUGAAAUGCUUUCAGACCAUAGAUUUUAGAAAUCAUUUAAGAAGUUGCAUUUUAAAAGUUCGGACUCAUAUUGUUUUAAGAGCUUGCAAUUAUUUUCUUUUAGAAUUUCUAUUCAAGAAGUUAUAGCAGACCUAAAAAUAACUUAUUAGAUAGGAUUAUUUUUUUUAUGUCAUUGAGUGUACAUAUUCACAAAACCAAUAUCUAUUUCUAUCUUCAUCUAUUUUUAAUUCAUUUCUGAAAUGGUGACAAAAAAUAUUUUCAUACCUUCAGAUUUUGUCUUGUUUGUUAUAUCUAAAAGAUUCUGAGCUCCCACACUCAAUAUUUUUAUUUCUUUCCUAUACCCCCUCUACCCCUCCCCCUCUCACUCUUAUUAUCUACUCAUUUUACACCCUCUCCCCAAUCUUCUGUUCAUAGUUAGAUCUUUUUUUUGGUAUCCCCCUUCCUUUUAUUUCAGAUCAUCACAAUAAUUAUACACUGCAUUUGUUUUAGUGUCUGAUAUGUUCUUGAUAAUUUCUCCCUUUAUAUUUAAGCUUAUAUUAAAGAUUAUAUUACAACUUUCAUUUAAAUCAGUUUUUUCCCUAGAAUGCUUUUUGCCUUUUUUUAUGGUUUAGCUAUUUAUAAAAAAAAGCGUAAUAAUUCUAUCGUUCCCUUCCAUAAUUCUCAUGUUUCUCUUUGUAAAAAUAAAAAGUUUUAUAGGGGGGUAUUAUGGACUUAAAUUCUGUGGCGCUAGAUCUAAAUCUCUGCUUUCCCGUACACAUAUCUUUUACAAUAUGGUCUAUUAUGACUCGUUUUGUGGAAUGUAUACAUGUAGAUACACAUCAGAGCUUGUAAUAAUGUCUAGACAAUGUUACAAAGGGAUGAAGGAAAUGCUUAAUCAAUACAUUUUUCAUCAUGUAUAGGGUUUUCUGAUUUUUAUCUCUUAGCUUUGCUGCUAUAGGGAGCUUAUUGAGGAAAUGAGAAAGUUCUGCAUUGCUUCCUCCUACUUCCAAUGGGAAAUUUGUAAUAUGAAUGAUUGAUUAUUGAAAGAUGAUUUUAACAAGCUUUGUCUCCCCCAAUUAAGCUUUACGCAUCAAAGUAUCUUGUUUCAUAUCUAAAAAUAUUUCACAUUCGUGGUUGUGUUUGAGUAAGAGUGGGAACUAUGACCGGAAAGGUCUUCAAUAAUAGCUUGAUUAUUUCAAAUCUGGAUAAUUCAUUGAGUAAACUAAAGUGACCAUGACAUAGCAUUGGUAUGGAGGUAUUUAUGGGUCAAUCAUGUGGACAUGAGAUCAUUCCUGGUCUGGAUAAGUAUCUCAUUUCACAGAUAGUUUGAUAUGGUAAGCAUAAGUAAAGGAGGGGUGGAAAGAUGUGCCAAGUAUCUUGUCACCGUGGUCAUUGAGAUGGGGCUUAUCAGUAGACAAUAAGUGCGAGAGUAUAUGAGGAAGAUGAUGACAGUGAUGUUUGCAGUACUGCUGUGACAUCAUGAGAAGCAAGGGGUACUCGUGACCCGUCAGGAAUGGGGAGCAUGCGUGCGUUUCUUCUCUAAAUAAUUGAUUUAAUGGGGUAGAUAACCCAUGCGCAUGGAUGCAACUCGGUCUACGCUCUGAUGUCUUGACAAAAAAGUGAACCCGUCGGUGAAGUUCGCUACUUCUGUCUUGUGAUUCAACUACUGAGGUAUUCAGAGCAGACGAGUGAUGUUAUCAUAACACUUACUCAUCAGCUGAUGGAUUAUUGAUGACUUGCGCUUGUCUUUAGAGCCAAAGUGACAUCCAUAAAUUGGAAGUAGAGAUAGUAUUCUUUUAGAAGUGAAGGUUGGAAACUUUUCAUCACCUUUUUAGCACCUCUUCUAAUGAGUUUGGUGAUUUGAUUUACUCAGAAGGAGCACAGCAUGGCCUAUCGAGGACAGGAAUGUUUUAACUCUUUUAAUGGAAGCAGAGCUGAUGGUGGUAAGACAGUAUCAAAGCUUACUGUUCAACUUGGCAGAAGCAAUGGGAAUGUAGCAACAAGUGGACCACAGGGUGGUGGAUUAAUGAAUCAAAGAAAGCAAGUCAGCUUUGGCAAUAAUCAGAGCAGCAGACUGGGCGGAGAUGUCAACGUCAUAGGCGGCAGCAAAAACAAAUCAGUGACGGUAGCACCCAAGAUAGGCAACAAUUACACAGCAGAUAGUGGCUGUUCGUGGGGCGGAGCUGAGGGUGGAAGUGGUAGUCAGAGUCGAGAAGUGGGAUUAAUCACGCCAAUCAGGGAUCACGAGAGAUGCGUUAAUGAGCAAGGAUCCUGUCAGACCAUCAGCAUGUCAACAGACAACAUGAAUGCCAUGUCGGAUAAUAAUGAUAUGCCGGCGUUAGACCAAGGUCCUGCAGCCCCUUUCAAUGAAUCGUCAGCCAUGCUGCCUGACAUUGAAACCAACAAACUCCACCCUCGAGUCUUAAAUGGUAAUUCUGUCCAUGAAGAGGAUUCAAGUUCCAUUAACAGCUCAAAUGUAAGUAAGGUACAGUUUGAGGAACCUACUGUUAUGAACAUUGAUCCGAGCUUUGAGAGUGCUGAAGAAAAAGCUAGAGCCUUAGCAGUAGGAGCGAUAGAGAAAGCUCUUGCUUCACAGCUUGUAUCGUCUGUGACAGAGGCAGCAGCUAAACUUGUGAGUGACGAAGCCAAAGAAUCAAUUGAUGACAACAAGAUGGAUACCAAACAGUGCCAGGAAAAUGGAGGUUUAACAGCAAAUGAGUUUCCAAAUUUAUCUGACAGUAAACUGAUCUCCAGCUUGAAUAAUUUUGAAGAAAUCACAGCUCUUCAAGAAAGUUCAACCAACUGCCAAGAUGCAAAUGCAAAUGAAGUCUCUGAUAAGAAAUCUGUUUUCAUAGAGAACAGCAAUUUAUCAGAUAAUGUGAAUUCCAACAAUAACACACAGUUACCACCAGUGCCGCCCAAACCAGCCAAAGGUCUGCCUAAACAACCUGAUGGUGCAUCAGGACCAGAACCUAAGAACACUCUGCAACAACCUCCAUUGCCAGAAGAACAUGGUGAGGUGCAGGAGUUCUUCAGCUCUUCCCAAAUUCUCGUCUCGGACGACAUUAUCGACUGCCUACCUGAGGUUGAAGAAAUGAGUAAUGGAGCACCACCAUCACCCCCUCUGAUGGCAUGUCCUGAUCAAACCUUAGCAGAGAGUCAAGAGCAACAUGUUGGUGGCACUUCUUUGCCUUUGCCAGGAGACACAGAAGGUGAGCAAAAACCCAGCAUUAAUGAACCACAAAACAAUGAAGAAGAAAACAAAAUGGAUGUGAAUAGCACUAAGGAUAUUAAGAAUGAAAUGACAGAAGCUACUAAAGAAAAUGACAUUGAAGAUGCUGAUAAAAUCAUGGACAAAGCUGAAAGUGAUGUCAAAGGGGAAAAAGAAGAUGGUUUUAUUACUUCUGAUGUGUUGAGUAAGGAGGACUGUGCUAUACAUGCAAAUCACGUCUCUCAAGUACAUGGCGAUAUCAAAGAAAAUAUCAAGGAUAGUUCUGUAAGUGCUAUAAAUAACGAUUCAAAAACCACCAAUGUUACAGAAAUAGCAGAAGACAACAAAAGGGCUGCCAAAGAGGAAGAUGUAGAACAAAAAGAUCACAAUAAAGAAGUGAGAGAGAGUGUAGAAGUUAAAGACAGUAUGAAACAAGACCAAGAGAAUGUUUGCCAAGACAAUUGCACGCUUGAUGAUAGCCUAUCCAUCCCUUCUCUAACAACAACAUCGGCGUCUUCAUCGACGGAGAUAGGGAUGACGCAGAUUCCAUUAUCGCCGAUCUUUGAGGAACCAAGGUCACCGGCUAAGACAGAUGAUCAUCUUGAUCUGUCAAACACAAGUUUGUCAUCAUCCUCCCAUCAAAUAACUACAUCCCCAUCAUCGCCAGAAAAGAUGGACGUAUCUGAAGUACCGGGCAGUGUGAGUGAUGAGAGUGCUGCUGUCGCUACAGCAAGUAUUGAAUUAGGAGUGGAAACUACUGGAAUUACUGAAGCAAAUGCAGAUUUUAUCGGGAAAGAGAACUUUAAUGAAAAUGAAGCAGAAAGCCAGCACAAUGAUGAAACAGAAGCUCCAGUACAAGUACCACCUAGUGCUCAGAAUGGACCUUCACAAACACAAAAUGAAAGGAUGUAUAACCAACAGCAUCAGCAUGAUAUGAAUAGGAAAAGUGGAAACCUGGACAAUCAUUCGAUGCAAGCUACCAGACAAAGUCCACCAGAGCCACCUGGCCCCCCUGCUGUACCCAAAGCUCCUCAUGCACCCCCGGCAGCUCCACCAGCUCCACCCCAGCCUCCAGCAGCUCCGGCAGCACCUCCAGCUCCAGCCGCACCUCCGACCCCACCUCAGCCUCCAGCAGCUCCACCGGCCCCACCAGCAGGUCCGCCUGCCCCACCAGCUCCACCAGCAGCAGGAGGUGCAGGCCCACCCCCUCCACCACCACCACCAGCUAUUGGAGGUCCCCCUCCUGCACCUUCAGGAGGAGGAGGAGGAGGUGGUGGUGCUCCAGCAGGAGGUGGAUUGGCAGCAGCAUUAGCAGCAGCCAAAUUAAAAAAAGUUAACAGGAGUGAAAUCAAUGAUAAUUCAUCAGCCAGUGCAGGAGGAGGAGGAGGAGGUGGUGGAGGUGGUGGUAGCAGACCACCACCAUCAGGGGGUGGAGGUGACUUCAUGAGCUCUCUGCAACAGAAACUAAACAAACGCCGUCAGGCUUCGGAGAAUCCACCAUCAGCAUCAGAUUCCAGUAGUAAGCCAUCGGGUAGAACGUCACCCCCUGGAGCUCCGAAAGCUACUUCCAAACCAUGGGAAAGAAAAACCAAUGGUGUAGACAGUACCACUUCUAGUGCCUCUCCUCAACUAAACCGUCCUCCUCCUCCUCCGGUGUCCAACCGAAAUAGCGUUGAUGGUGUUCGGAUCAUGAGACCUCCCUCUGGUGUUGAUCAGCACCAGACCAACAAUCCCACAUCUCCAGGAUUUUCAGGAGGUGGUCGGCUGCAUGGCCCGCGACCUCAACCAACCAGUACCUCGCCUGGUAGUCAGUCCCCCAGGCUUGGAGGACGAAGACCAUCACAGCCUGCUAUCAAUGGUAAUGCAGGAGGUGAUAGUCAAAACUCACUUGAUUAUGAGAAACUUAAACAAGAGAUCCUGACAGAAAUGAGGAAAGAACUACAAAAGACCAAACAAGAAAUCAUUGAUGCCAUCAAACAAGAAUUGAGUCGAAGGUAAAGAAAGCAAGUGACCACGUCCAGGCCCUUCCUAUUUUAUCGUCCACCCUUGGUCUUUCGCUUGACUCUUGGUGACCGCCAGAUGAAGAUGGAUAAACUAAUAUCCAAGACAAGACUCCGGGAACUACAGUUUGGUACCAAUACAAUGGGAAUGUCACUGUGUAAUAGACAGUAAUUGAUGGAGAUUUACAGAGGAAAGCACUCUGCAUCGACACAUGAUUCUUGAGUGUAGAAGAUGGAUUCAUUUAUUAUUCAGACACAAGAUUUGCUGACUUAUUUUGCUACCUUAUUUUCAUGAUUAUAUGCACACAUGGCUGUUCUCCUGUCAUUUUAUUCUCAGUUUUAUAGCUUUUCUCUUUGAAUGGCAUUUAUUUCAUCAUCAGAUAUUCUGAGUAAGAAGAUGUGUCUAACUGGAGAUACUCUGCUUUAAGCCAUUAAAAAAUAUCUUGAUUCUCAUAAUUUGAGUUAACUGUGAAUCCUUUUUUUUUCAUCUCUUGUGAAGUGAAAAAUAUGAGAAUAAUUAGUUGCAUUAAGGUCUAAUUGAGUGUAAGGCUGUUUUAUAAUGAAUUCAUUUAAAGUCAUUAUUGUCUUUUAGAAUUUUUGGGGACACCUUAUUUAGAUGAUCACAUAUUCACAGUUACAAUCAGUGCAUGUGUUUUCAUAAUGUUGAUUAAUAAUCAGCAUGUUAUUUUUUAAUGAAACGAGUUGUGAAACUAAUUUCUAAAUAUAUCAUCUGCAUGGGAAAAAUCUAUUAAGUAUUUGAUAGUAUUAAGAGUUUGAUGAAAAAUGUUCAAUAAAAUCUGUUAAGAUUUAGCCCCAAAACCUCAUGAUCUCUCAUUAACACAGUAUGCGAGUCAAGUGAUUUUAGGUUUUGGAAUUUUCAUGUGUUUACAUUUCUUGUCCAUUUUUCAACAUUUGGUUCUAAGAUUUUAUUCUGCUCGUGAUAUAUGAAAGUUAUUGAUUUCAUUCUCCUUUCCAGACAAUAUUUGUGUGUAUGUGUGUGUUGUAACAUAUUUUAUAUAUGAAUUGGUUGUAUCCAUGAAAUAGUCAUAUUAUUUAUGGAUUUGAUACCAUUUGAUAAAAAAAUAAUAGUUGAUUAAAUUUGUUUCCUUCAUGAAAUAUUAAUUCAUCUUACUACAUGGAUAACUAAUCCAUGAAAUAUAUAUUGGUAUCAUUUGGGUCUUAAUUAUUCAUUUUCAAUACAUCUAUUUGUAUGUAAAUAAAGUAUCAUAUCCACAAUGCAAAAUAUAUUAAUUUUUUGUUAAUAUCAUGGAAUGAAAUGAAUUGAAUCAUAGAUUUCAUUGGCUUCAUUUUACAUUUUUGGUAUAACAUAUCUUUGUAUAGACUGUGUGUUUUUAUUAAAGAAUGUUUUCAUGUUGCAUUUGCCACAAAGUUACAGUAAUCAUAUCACUCUUCUAUUAUCUUUAAGGUUUUGGAAUAGGAGGGGGAUGGGUAAUCUAGCAUUAAUUUUGAAAAUGGUGCCUAUUUUUUAAUACAAUGUUGGUAUUACAUUUGUUUGAUUGCAUUAUUUAGAAGAAAAUUUGAGACAUGGAUAUGAUGAAAUGAAAGCCAAAUGUGUUCUUUAAAUGUAACUUCAGUUUGUUUUGACAAAAUCUUGGCUUAUUAUUAGAACAUCUAAUGUAGAAUGGUAAAAGAAAGGAUCUUUUGUUUUGGGUUGAAAAAUAUCAUUUUAAUAUGAAAUUUGUAUAUGUCUUGUAUUUAUUUAUGCAGCAUGUGAAACAACUUUUACUGGGAAUAAUUUGCCCAUGUUACUCCUUGUACAUUUAUUCAUGCAUUUUACAAAUCUACCCAAUUUGCUUCUAAUUUUGAACAUAUUUUGGCAUAUAUCUGAGCAAUACUAAUUAUAUAUGAAUAUGAGCCAAUGUUUUUUUUUCUGAUUUCAUGGUAAUUGUGAUGUGUAUGUGUAUAUGUUAAUGUUAAUCAAUAUGAGUUUGUAGAGAAAUAUAUAUAUAUGCUGGAGAGAAGGUGAAAAGCCAUUUCCUCUUCUAAAUGUAUUUAUAGUUUAGAUAUAUGUACAUUUGAUAUAUGUCCCUCCCAGUUAUAGCCACACAUUCUCUGGAUGGUUUUAACUCUCAUUAGAAAAUUAUAUCUUGAUUUUGAUUAAUACAUCUGAUGAUAUUCAUGGAUAACUCAUCAGUAUAUUCUAGACACCAAAAAUUACUCCAAUUCAAGUCAAAUGUGUUUUGUAAAAAUGAGUGAUUGUUUUACAUUUCCACAUAGUCAAUUGGGCACAUUAACUAUUGCACUUCCUGACAGAUUAUUCUUUAGUAACUCUCGAUUUUGAAACUGCAGGGAGGUCCUAAGAAGCUUUGUAAUCUAAUAGAUUAAUGGAAUUUGUAAGAGCCUCACGAAGAAUAGUGUUUGUAAGAUUCUUCAUUCUUUUAGAUCUCUUCUGAUUUAAUAUAAAUUUUGUUAUAUGGACAAUCAAAGAAAAUUAAGAAAAUUAUGAACGUGUAUAGAAAUGAAAAGUGGAAUUUGGUCUCAAGUGGUACCUUGUAAAUCUAUAAUUUUUAAAGAAGAGGCAAAUAUAUUAGUGAAAAUAAAAAUGUGGCGAUAUAUAUAGCUAGGUAAAUUGUACUGUAGAAUAAUGUAGCCAACUUGGUGCAGCUUUGUAUCAUAGCUAUAAUCUCAGCCCAUUUAUUUAGAGUGAUAUGUAUAUUGAUCAUGUUACACUAUGUGUCUUUGUAUGUUUUUAUAGGUAUGUUUGGAGGAAUUAAUAAUUCUGGUGUGCAGAAAUUUGUCUUCCUUUUAUGUCUAAUCUGAACACAAUUUUGGAAGGUUAUUUCUGAGAGAAACGUUUUAUAUAUAUUGUAUUUUCACCAAAAAAAAAACACACACAAUUACUAAUCAUGGUAAAAUCUACUUUUAAGAAUUAAUUUUAUGUUCACUUGUUGAUCAUAAUUUUUGUUAUUCCAAUUGUAAAGCCUACCUGAGUGUAAGGAUAGUGCAUUUGUUAGGAAUACAACAAAGAUGGCAAUUGAGAUGUAAUCAUACUUGUAUGGAGGCCAAUUUGACAAUCAAAUUCAGCACUGCUAGAAUUUCUGCAUUUUGGACAGGACACUUGAGAAAAGUAUUUUAGUUGCUGAUAAUUACAAUUCUACCAUUCUUGAUGAAAUAAUAAUUCAUACCCUACCAUAUACAGAGAUUUCAUAAAAUCAGACUUGCAGUUUGCUGGAACUUUUACAUUGAUAGAAGUAGGAAGCAGUAUUUCAAAGGUUUGUAAUUAUUUUUUUUCUUGCUGAACUUGAAUUGACAAUUUAUCAUUCCAAUUUUUUUAUCACAACUGAGUGUUCCCGAGUUUCGUAGCUCCCACAUCCCCUUUUAAAACCAGAUGCCUUAAAAAUUGUGAUAUUUGCUGCAAUUAUUGACAUGCAAGUAGGAAAACUGUGAAUUAGUUUGAGUAACUAGUAAUUGAUGUUUGGAUUACUAUGAAUAGAUAUUGUAUGAGAAACAUGAACAAUGACUGAGCCAGGUGUGUUAAGGGGGAACUGGUUAUGAUUUUUUUUUGUAUGUUAUUUUUCAUAUAGAAAGUGAAGGUAUUUUGUGUGAUCUGCCAAACUACCGGUAUUCAUCCCCACCUUUACAUUUAAUUCCAAUUUGUAGGCACAUGUUACAUCAAACUGCCAUCAUAAGGACAGCUCAUUUUACUUAAGAAGUGAAGUAUUAUGACCAGCCUUGGUAUUGAGAUCAUGGCAACUUAUCAGAUAACAAGGAUCCACAUAGUAAGAAAAAAAACAGAAAUAACUCGCACAAUUUUUUCCAGAUGUUUGUAUAAUAACAAUAUUUUCUUUUUAAAAUCUGGUUAAAUGAAUUGUAAUCCAAUCUAACACACACUCAGUAUCAAGUCUAUUGCCCUGGGUGUGUUUGUUGUAAAGGUACCUCCUGUGGGAUAAUUUUUGCCAUUGCCCUCGCUGAUGACUAUUAUUUGUAUAUUUCAUAAUGAAACAGAAGAUAGAAUGAAAGAUGACACAGUAUGGUGAAAAGAUCUUUAUAAAAAAACCAGCAAUCAUGAACCCCUCCCCCUUUCAUACUCAAUGCAUCAUCAUUGUUAAUGAAGAAUUGUCUUUAGUCUGCUAAGUCUAUAAAAUGCUAGUCUGUUACCUACUUCAUACAAUCCUCAUAGAUAUACUUCUCACUAAAUUGAUGAAUUCAGAAAUAAACUAUUCUUGAUUGAUUAUGCAAUGUUUGUUUAAAUCUCGUAGUGUACCUAGCUGUCCUAGGUUUGACUUUGUCUCGUUUACUAUGUACAUGCUGUAGUUGACUGCACAUCAGCUGCAAAAAAAAAUAUUAUAGAAAUAAAGUCACAUAGCUUCAUUUUUGCUAAGUAA
This is a messenger RNA of Lytechinus pictus (painted urchin), 9968 nucleotides long. RefSeq names its product collagen alpha-1(XV) chain-like. Lineage: Eukaryota; Metazoa; Echinodermata; Echinoidea; Temnopleuroida; Toxopneustidae. The coding region runs from base 2297 to 5620 and encodes 1107 amino acids. Gene Ontology annotation, molecular function: SH3 domain binding. The transcript has 11 exons. The record is from RefSeq and is a predicted model, not a curated record.